Ceratitis capitata (Mediterranean fruit fly) is the source of this 1490-nucleotide messenger RNA. RefSeq lists its product as uncharacterized. NCBI's taxonomy places the organism in Eukaryota, Metazoa, Arthropoda, Insecta, Diptera, Tephritidae. The record is from RefSeq and is a predicted model, not a curated record. The coding region runs from base 38 to 1456 and encodes 472 amino acids. The transcript is spliced from 2 exons.
CUACGCGCUGGAAAUCAUUAUUCUAAUUAUUGAGAAAAUGUAUGCGAAAUUUCGUAUAUUUCUAACCCUAUUUGUGUUUGUGAAUAUAAAUUUGAAAAUUCUAAAUGCCAGCGAAGCUACCAGCAAAGUCGCGGCGAACGCCAGUAAUAACGACGAAAAUGUUGCACUGCCCUUGGUGGUUGCUAGCGAUAAAUCGGAUGCCGAUGCGGCAACAGAAACGCAAAGCCCAACAGAUGAGACAGAUACAAUAGCAACAACAACAGCAGCAAUAACAUUACCAAAAGCCAGAGCACGCAGCAUCGCCGACAACAGCUACGAAGAUGGUGGCGAGUACAAAUUAACACGCAAAGAACUGAUGGACGUGCAUCAGGCGCAGGUGAAGGAAACAAUGAGGCCGCUGAAGAAUGCCUUUAGAGGGGUUUAUAAGAGUUACAAGAGCACUUACAUGGGAAAUGGCACUUCGGCGGAGUAUAAGAAGCGUUUGAUUGAACGCUUAAAUGCCGCCGCCACAGCGCUAAGCCACUCAACCAUCACCACCGCCCAACCUGCAGCCGGACGCACAACGACGCUGGGCGAUGAAGUGUCUAUUGAAGACGAAAGACUUAAGGGCGAAACUUCAGCAGCGGAGGUCACAGAGCCUGCACCGAUAUCAUCACCACCAACACCAUCGCCAACGUCAGCAGCGCCAACAUCAGCCGCACCAACGCCAGAAUCGCCAACGCCAGCCUCAGCGGUGAGCGAGCUAAGUGAAGCACUCAAAGCGAAGUUAAAAGAAAAGCUACGUAAGCGUAAACGUAAAUAUAACCGCGCGCACGCGUCUGCUAAGCGCACAAAAAUCAAUACUCACUUCAGCGAGUCAAGUGCCGUUACUGAUAACAUCAUCAUGCAGCACAACAACAAUGUUGAUUAUACUAAAAACACCGGCGAAAAUGUAAACGAACCAGCACUUAACGGUACACACUUCUCGACACAGUUCAACGACGCUGCCAGCGAUAAGCAUUAUCGCUACGCAAUCGGACCGGGCGUCAAUAUGAGCUUCGAUAUGUUAAACGAUAUCGUGAAUGUCAAUUUGGAUGGUGAUAAUCUGAGGGAAAUAAUGCGGGGGCGUUGGCUGAGCGAUAAUACGGAGGAAGGUCGCGGCAAGAAAUACGAUAUGGUCACCAAAGUGUUGCCGCUCUUUGUCUUGCCCUUCCUCAUUCAAUCCGCUAUCGUGCCAUUUCUGGUCACCAAAUUGAAAUUGUUGUUGGUGAAAUCGAUAUUAAUCGGCAAAUUGGCGAUAUUCCUGCUCAUACUCUCAGCAAUAAGGAAUAGCAAUAAAAUGGUACAAUCCUAUGAAGUCGCACCCUCGUAUUGGGCUGGUGAGCCAAGUCGGCGCUCGGAAUUGGCGGCCGCUUCUACGUCGACAGCUUACAAUGGCUAUCGGGUGGAGGGUAAACCGGCGGCUUGGAUCAAUUGAUGAUUAUUUGCAUUACCUAAGAGCUAUGUUUAAA